UGACUGCCCAGUCCAAGGAUAUCACUCUCAUCGCCGACUUAAAAGAAUCCAUAACCAACACAAAUUUAAAAUUAUUAUUACUACACUUGCAAAGACAUAAAGUCUGUUCAAAAAUGAAGUCCGUCGCAGUUUUUCUAAUUGUUAUUUACACUUCUGGAAUUGUUAACUGUUGUUCAAAAAAGAAGGAGGCCGGGACCGUUCAUCCCACCCAGAUCUACCCCACUCCAUUCCCGAGUGGGGUACAGGUCGAAGGAAACUAUGGACAGUGGAAGUUGACGGGGACGGAAGUGGUGGCCGGUGGUGGAGGCGGGUUCGGGCGUAGCGUCGAGUUCAACGUGAUGGCCAUGAAUUUGCAGACGAAGCAUAACUUUUUCUGCAAAUUUUCUUGUAACCCGACCGGCUGUUCGGCAAUAAGCAAUAAUUCGAACAUGAAGAGAACAUUCUACCAACAAGUGCUAGAGCGGGUGGGAAGCAAUGUCCAAAUGUACAGGAGCUGUGGUCCCAGAAUCAUUUCGGACACGCGGGUCUGCGGAAAUCAGGCCGUCUUUACUCUUCAUUAAGUUAUUGCAAUAUGUCCAAUAAGUUACUUGUUUUGAUUUGUGGUAUUAAAUUGUCCUGUUUAACAUAAUUUUUAGCAACUGCGGGAAAAUGUAUAAAAUUAAAUUAUGUGGUUAGCUAGAUAAUAAAUUUCGUGUGAACUACAAAGGAUUGAAUAAAAACAGGUAACCAAAUAUA
Folsomia candida is the source of this 735-nucleotide messenger RNA. RefSeq lists its product as uncharacterized. The transcript has 2 exons. The coding region runs from base 114 to 560 and encodes 148 amino acids. The record is from RefSeq and is a predicted model, not a curated record. NCBI's taxonomy places the organism in Eukaryota, Metazoa, Arthropoda, Collembola, Entomobryomorpha, Isotomidae.